AUGGUAGCAGCUAACAUGUUGGAUAAGCUCCCUUUAUUUGUCAGCUCAAAUAUGUCCAAGAUACCUAAUUUCGAAAAAUGUUUUCAAAUAAAUUUUGAAAUAUUGAAAAACGAAGUUAGAGACAUGUUGAACAAACAACAUGUUAAUAUCUCAGCUUUCAUAGAAAAGUGCAGCGAAGAAUUUGCCGCGCUGAAAGGGAAAACAAACUAUGUAGAGUGCAAUUUAAAAGGUAUAAAAAAUCGUAACGACUGUAAUAAUGAAAAUUUGAAAUUGAAUACAGCUGCAAAUAAUGAUUUGAUGCAAAAACCAAUUUUAUGGUCUGAUGCAGUUAAAAUACCAGCUGAGGUAAAUGUGCUGCCACUUACAGAUAAAAUACCAGUUGAGGUAGAUGCAUCACCAUUCACUGUUGUAAACAGACCGAGGAAAAGCAAAAAAAAAAAUAUUCCUGAAAUGAAGAGUGAUGAAAAUAUCGUUAACACCGAAACUGGAAAAAAGAAAAAAGGUGUCAAAAAGAUAAUUGGAAACAAAGAUAGUGAAGAUUGUAAACUGAAGGCGAAUAAGAUUUUGAUUAAAAAAUCUUUCUUUUCAGUAAGUAACGUGAUGAAGUGUCACAGAGAUGAUGUAGUUGAAUAUCUAAAGUCAAAUGAUAUUAAUGUGUUAUCGUGUUACCCAGUGCUGAAGCGUUCAGAAAUGGCAAACGAUAGCACACCUGAUAUUGAAAAUGAGCAUUCAACAAUGUUUCGAGUUUGUGUAGAAUAG
Messenger RNA from Helobdella robusta, 759 nucleotides. RefSeq lists its product as hypothetical. Lineage: Eukaryota; Metazoa; Annelida; Clitellata; Rhynchobdellida; Glossiphoniidae. The coding region runs from base 1 to 759 and encodes 252 amino acids. The record is from RefSeq and is a predicted model, not a curated record. The transcript has a single exon.